UUGUACCUUUUUAGUUGUUCCAAUCAAAGAAAAUGUCUGAGCAACAGCAACCAGUUGAUGGUUUUCCUAACGAUAUGCCUGUUCAACCCAAAAAUACUCCAAAUAGUCAAUCUUCUUCUCAUUCAAACGGAUCAUUUGGCACAGUUUUCAUUAUUCUAGCUGUGAUUUUGGUUAUAUCUCUUCUUUCUUGCGUAAUUGGACGCAUUUGUAACAAAAGAAGACAUGGAGAUCAUUACCCAACAAAACAAAAUCAUGACAUCCAUCUCAAAGGCAGAGAUGGUCAUGACAUAGAAUUUGGUAUUGAUAAGAGACUUCCAAAUUCAAAAGUGGCUGCUUCAAAUGGAGAUCAUUCAAAUAUUCCCACAAGUUCUAUGACAUUUGAUAAUGGACAUCAUGGUAAAGGAGGAGUGAUGUUUGCUGAAGAUCAUUAGAAUUAUACCUGCUCAAUCAAAUUCAAAAAAAUAGCAUGUCCUUCUAUUAAUAAUUGUCUUUUUUAAAAAAAAAUUUGUUUCAACUUUUCUGUUGAUAGAACUGAGUUAAUGCCAAUGUAGUUGUAAAUAAAAAUAUAUUUA
This is a messenger RNA of Solanum dulcamara, 572 nucleotides long. RefSeq lists its product as uncharacterized. The record is from RefSeq and is a predicted model, not a curated record. Bases 33 to 431 code for a protein of 132 amino acids. Lineage: Eukaryota; Viridiplantae; Streptophyta; Magnoliopsida; Solanales; Solanaceae. The transcript has a single exon.